Molecule: messenger RNA, 1233 nt
Organism: Humulus lupulus (European hop)
Lineage: Eukaryota; Viridiplantae; Streptophyta; Magnoliopsida; Rosales; Cannabaceae
Exons: 7
Coding region: 134-1231 (365 amino acids)
Source: RefSeq, a predicted model, not a curated record
UUCAUUCGGCCAGCGACCCAAAGGAAAUUUUUAUACGAUACAGACUUCAUGCGCAGAGUACUCACUUGAAAGCCUCUGGAAUGAACUGUGGAAGGAUUUGAAAGAUUUCAUUACUGGACAAACUUGCAGGAUCAUGGACAAUCCUGAAGAGCAUCCCGAAGAGGAACUUGAAGACAAUGCAGACGAAGGCAUUGAUGUAGAAGAGGCUGGUACUGAAGAUCCAACGACAAAGAAGAAGAUAAGUAGGCAAAUUAAGGGGAUAGUGCGAUUGGAAAAAAUAAUUGCUGACAAAAUCAAAGGGAUAAAGAUAAAUUUAAGGUUUAACAAGAGAGGGCAAUCAAUUGGAACUCCGGAGAGAGUGUUACAAUGCUAUUUGGGGAUGCAAGCAAAGUCAAUGGUGUCGAUUACAUAUGAUAAUUGGCAUGAUGUUCCUGCUGCAACUUUAGAGAAUGUUUGGAAAGAUGUAAAUCUAGCUUUUCAUCUUAAUGAGGGAAUGAGAAAGGAAGUGAUGAGUUUAGUAGGCAUCAAGUGGAGGGCAUUCAAAACAUUUUUGACUAGAAGAUUUUUAGCACCUUUCAUUACCAACCCACAUUUAUUGGAAGAUAAUCCCAUUGCAUUAGAUGUGCCUCCAAAAAGAUAUAGCAUUCCUGAGGAAGAAUGGAAAAUCUUCGUCACCAAAAGAAAAAGUAAAGAAUUUCAAGAAUUUAGUAAAAAACAAAAAGAGAGGCGUGCUGCUUUGGAGUAUCCUCAUCGUUCAUCACGACGCAGUUAUAAAGAAAUAGAAUUUGACCUUCAAACUAAAUUAGGCAUAGAUGAACCAAUAGACCGAUCUAUACUUUGGAAGGAGGCAAGGAAAGAUGCAUCGGGAAAUUAUGUAAAUGAACGUGACAAGCUUAUAGGAGAUGCCAUUGAUGACCUUCUAGAUCAAAGAAAUGAGGGGACACUUGUAGAAGUUGGGACAAAUGAUAUAUUGACACAAGUGUUAGGGAAAAAGGAGCAUCCUGGUAGAGUAAGAGGCCAAAGUCGUGGCGUUACACAAAGAGACUACUUUUUGAAGCCAGCAGGAGGUUUUAGUGGACUUCAACAAUAUCAAUUUCAAUUUCAACAACACCAAUCGCAAAAAUACUUAGAUGACUUUAAAAAGUUAGAGCAAUCGUUUGAGCAAAGACUACGUAGUCAAGCUGAACAAUUUGAAGCAGAACGAAAAAGAGAAAGAGAAGAACGAGAAUGAGA